AUGGCGCCGCCGCGGAAGAGCGCAGGCAAGAAGACCAAAAGAAAAACCAAAACCCCGUCUUCCUCCACCUUGGUUCCUUCCCCACCGACGGUGGAGUCAGAGCCUGCGGCGGCGGCGGCGGCGGCGACGGCGUCGAUCGAUGUCCUCACCGAGUUCGUCCUUGAGGACAUUCUCCGCCGCCUCUCCCUCGCCGACCUCCUCCGUGCUGCCCUCGCCUCCCACCACUGGCGCCGCCUGGUCUCCCGCUGCCUCCCUCGCGCCCCUCCUCUCCUCGGCUACUUCUUCCACCCAACCGAAGUCCCUCCCCCGAUUCCUGAAGCGGAUUCCAAGAUUCAGCAUACCCCUGCCGUGUUCCUUCCCCUCGACGUCGGCGAAUCCGCUCCGCGCCUCUCCCUCGACUUCGCCCCGGACGCUUUCCGUUUCUACGUCUACGACUCGCAUCAAGGCCUCCUGCUUCUCGAACCCAGCGACAGGAUCCGCCGGGCCGGCGGGAGCCUCCCCCGCUUCCUCGUCCUCGACCCGGCCACCCGCCGCCGCGUGCUCCUCCCGCCGCCCCCGCGCGACACGGUGCCCGAUGACCGCCGCUGGCGCAGCUCAAGGUACUACGUCGGCUCCGCGCUGCUCUCCCGCACGCACCUGACCAAGCUCUGCUUCGAAGCCGUCUGCUUCGCCAUCGACGGAGGGCACCCUCGCGCCUGGGUCGCGUCCGUCGCGGACGGCAAGUGCAGCUGGCGCGCGCUCCCGCGGGAAGAAGAUGUCCUGGUCGAUUUCGACCCCUACUGGUUCGAGGGAGAUGGUCCAUUUUGUAGCUGCGUGCACGCCGCCGGGAACAUGUACUGGCACAUCUGCAACUCCGCCCGCGUGCUCGCGCUCGAUCCCGCCGCGCUGCGCUUCUCCUACCUGCUGGCGCCGGACAUCUACGACUGCUCCACGCUCCGCGUCGGGGAGACGCCCGAGGACGGGCGGCUCUGCAUCCUGGCCGUGGCGAACGAGGGCACGCAGCUGCAGCUCUGGGUCCGCGGCGAGUCCGGGCAGCGGGGCGACAACGGCUGGGUUCUCGGGAGGGAAAUCAUGGACAUGGAUGUGGUGUACGACGCCGUGCCAGGCCUGCCCGAGCACGACCACAAGCACAGGUCCAUAUGUGUUUGGCCCAGCGACAUGGACGCCGCUCGCACUGGGAAGGCCUUCAUCAGGACGUGGGGAUACGGCCGCUACUCCUUUGAUCUCAACACUCGCAACAUGGAGCGCCUCGCCACCAAACGUGGCAAGAACUACGGCCACCCCAUGUUCGCCUACUUCCCUGCCUGGCCGCCUGCGUUCCUCGCCCCAGAUCAGCAAUGA
This is a messenger RNA of Lolium rigidum, 1341 nucleotides long. RefSeq lists its product as uncharacterized. The record is from RefSeq and is a predicted model, not a curated record. Lineage: Eukaryota; Viridiplantae; Streptophyta; Magnoliopsida; Poales; Poaceae. Bases 1 to 1341 code for a protein of 446 amino acids. Gene Ontology annotation, molecular function: protein binding. The transcript is spliced from 2 exons.